Messenger RNA from Haemorhous mexicanus (house finch), 1823 nucleotides. RefSeq lists its product as uncharacterized. The record is from RefSeq and is a predicted model, not a curated record. The transcript is spliced from 2 exons. The coding region runs from base 543 to 1493 and encodes 316 amino acids. Lineage: Eukaryota; Metazoa; Chordata; Aves; Passeriformes; Fringillidae.
ACUUUCGCUUUCGGGGGCGCAGAGGCAGGAAAAACUCUCUUAAUUUGUAGGUAAAUCUUCAAACUAGUCCUGCAGUCAUUACUACCACUUUAAAUUACUCUUGUUUUUGUUUGUUUGUUUGUUUGUUUGUUUGUUUGUUUUUUUCUCACAUUAACACAGGUGCCUCCAGACUCUCCAGAACUUGAGCUGUGCCAAGGGUGACUUUCCUCAGUUUGGGAAUUAUACAGAGCUCUCUCUCCAUAUACCAUCAAGGCAUGAUCUAGUAGCAUUACCAGCUUGAUUCAAUAAUUAACAAGAAAUUGCAGAAAGACAGAACUGCUGCCGAUAAUCACAAAAAGCUUGGCAUGCUGUGGGAAAGGAGCAGCUGUGUCAUCCUAUUUAAAAGAGAGCCUGAGACACAGAAACUCAAGUCCUCCUGGGGCAGGUGAGCAGCCUCUGGGGAAUUGUUGCUGUUGAUUUAUUUAACUUGGUGCUGGACCCCUCUGCACAUCAGGUGCUGAUAUAUUCCAUAUUGCCAAGUCUUCUAGCGGCAAAUAAAAAAUAUGUAUCUAUUCCUCCUUUCCAUUUUACCUUUGCUUUUGAAAGUCACUGGCACCAAAGAUGUUAUAUUUGGUCAUAAUAAUUUCACAGAAUAUCAAGUGGGCAACAUGAACCUCAUUCUCUCUGUCCCACAUGGUGGGUCACUGGAACCUAAAGACAUCCCUGAUCGAGAGGCUGCCUGUUGGGAUGCGAAGACAUCCUCUUGUAUUUUCUCUCAUGACUGUCCACCUGGAAGUAUGAAAAAUGCUUUGAAAUGCAAAGUGUCUACCAAGCAAGACAGGUAUACUAUAGAGGUGGCUGAGGCUCUUGCUGAAGAAAUCAACAAAAUUACUGAUGGCUUCUUCCCACAUAUCAUCAUAAAUCACCUACAGAGGUUCAAGAUGGAUGCUAACAGGGAAAAGGAAGAAGCCUCCUUUGGAAUUCCCCAGGCAGAACAGGCCUGGGAGGAUUAUAUGGGAUUUUUGACCACUGCAAAAUCACAGAUGUCAGGGGGCCUAAUUCUGGAUAUCCACGGACAAGCACAUCCUGAAAGGUGGAUAGAACUAGGUUAUACACUUUCAAAAACUUCCCUUAACUCAGGUGUCUUUUCUGCAUUGAAUUCCUCAAUUAGCCAUCUGGCCAGUCAGCUGAUCAAUGUGUCUUCUGAGAUUUUGGUUGCAGGGAACAGAAGUUUGGGUAAAUAUAUUGAAGGACAAAAUAAGAGUUAUGUUUGUGUACCUUCUCCAUCCAAUCCUCGCCCAAAUAAUGGAAGCUAUUAUAGUGGUGGGUACAUAACAAAGACCUUUGGUUCCCGGAGUUCUGGCACCAUUGAUGCCAUUCAGCUUGAACUGCCCCAGUGGGUGAGGGCAGCAGAAGAGCGUCACAGAUUUUGUAAAGCACUGGCAAGGGCUGUAAUGAAAUUCUGGCAAACUAACUACUGCAGCCAGCAGAAGCACAAACUUCUGCCAUGCUGAAAGAGGCUGUCCUGUUAAGAUGCCUUUCCUUAAUAGAGUAGUGAUCUGGAACAAUCAAACAACUCAUUCACCUGGAACAUUUAAGUGCAGUAUAAUUGUGGAUGCUGGUAGAAAGAAACCAUCCUGCAAAGGAAUGCAUCAACAUAGAGGAAAUCCACAGUUGAUACCAAUAAAUCUAACCCAAAAAUUAACAUACACCUUUGUACUAGACCCAGCACUGAAAUGACUGCUGUAAGAUGAGUGGGUGCAAGCAUCACUUUCCUGUGCUUAAUUUCUUUCCAGUCUCAUGAUAAGCAACUAAUCUUCUAAUAAAUUCUUUGCAAUGCCUUA